Messenger RNA from Cryptomeria japonica (Japanese cedar), 688 nucleotides. RefSeq names its product protein Asterix. The record is from RefSeq and is a predicted model, not a curated record. Gene Ontology annotation, molecular function: protein folding chaperone. The coding region runs from base 199 to 504 and encodes 101 amino acids. Gene Ontology annotation, biological process: protein insertion into ER membrane. NCBI's taxonomy places the organism in Eukaryota, Viridiplantae, Streptophyta, Pinopsida, Cupressales, Cupressaceae. Gene Ontology annotation, cellular component: endoplasmic reticulum membrane. The transcript is spliced from 3 exons.
UUUGCACUGUUACGGAAGACCAGACUAUGCGGCAGAAUCGAAAAAGUUCAGCGCACUCGAUUCGUUUAAACCAUAACGACAAAAACGAAGCGUAAAUAUCUAGUGUGGAAACAGUGGAUCUCUGAAGCGAAAAUCAAGUGGCGGAGGCAGAGAUCGGUGCUGUGAUUAAAACAGAGGCGUUGAAGAAGAAGCAGCAGCAUGUCUCACGGUUCGGAUCCGAGACAGCCUUCAACAGCCAAGCCAUAUAAACCACCUUCCAUUGCGUCCCAGGAUCUCCCUCCUGACUAUUCAAGUUUUCUCGCCAUCAUGUUCGGAGUUGCAGGUGUCAUGCUUCGGUACAAGCUUGGAUCAUGGUUGGCAAUAAUUUGCUGUGCACAAUCACUAGCAAAUAUGAGAAAUGUGGAAAAUGACUUAAAGCAAAUUAUCAUGGCUAUGACGUUUGCUAUCAUGGGACUAGUCUCCAAUUACUUUGGACAUGCUCGACAAGCUCAAGUUCAAAGCUGACUUGGCACAAGGGAGUAUGUUAAUAUCUAGUUUACAUCCAGAAUAAUUGUUUCAUUGGGAUAUUUGUGAAUUUUGAUGGAUUGUUGAUUGGCAAUUUGAUGUGAAUGCUUAAAUGGGCCCAUAAUUAUAACCAUGUUGACAGUUAAUGGUACUCUGUUCGCUUAUAAAAUUUCCCAUUUAUUUA